AUGGCUGGUCUGGUCAACAUUGCUGCUAAGAUAGGGGAGGGCCACUUCACUGAGGUUUACACGGGUCGGUUAUGUGAGCAACAGCAUGUUGUGAUAAAGCAGCUGAGGUCGAACCCGACCCUGCAGCGUCACCACAAACAACUGCAUGAGUCCCUAAUGUCUGGCUUUGAGGUACUGCUGAAGUUAAACGGGUCAAAUUUAUUUGUCAAUUUCCUGGGACUAACCCUUGGGCCUAGCACAGGCUUGCUGAUGAGUGGAACCGGCCUGUAUAGCAUGAAGGCAUUCCUGCGCAUGGACAGGACUGGGCCUCCCCAACUGACAUUUUUGCACCUGAUUGAUGUCUCGAUACACCUGGCAGAGGCCUUGCAAUACAUGGAACAGAAAAAUUGUUUCCAUGGAAACCUAACAUGUGAAAACCUUGUAGUGGAGAAGUUUGACCAUCGUGUGUUAGAGAUCAAGGUCACAGACCCAGGCCUCGUCUGCUUCUACCAGCAGCUUCCCUUAGAUCAUGAAGUCAACAUUAAAAGACUUCCGUGGUUGGACCCCAGUAUGUAUAAGCCUGGUGGCCUUAAAGAAGUGACGGCAAAGACCGAGGUGUGGGCUCUGGGCUCCACCCUCUGGCAGAUGUUUGAGGGCGGGGCCAGUCCGUGGGAGGCCAUUAACUCGAUGGGAGGGCCAAGGUCAAUUGACGCGGAUAUUAUACGGAAAGAAAACAGGAAAACUCCAUUCUCUAAUGAUAGACCUUCCUAUGAAUGGUACAAGAAGCUUAUGGAUAGAAACAAAGACAUUGUUGGCUUAAGGAAAGAAGUUUUGCUUGAAGCUUCAAGAAGCAGACUCACAAGUGAACGGUUUGAUAAAUGGUAUUCAAACUUCACAGAUUUCCUAGCUGAAAAGAUCUUCUCAACAAGCCCGAACGAAUAUGGAAUGCCGAUGAGACCGGUUUUCAAAUGGGAAGUAAAGCAGGAUAUAUAA
This is a messenger RNA of Mya arenaria, 972 nucleotides long. Its product is annotated as megakaryocyte-associated tyrosine-protein kinase-like. Gene Ontology annotation, molecular function: ATP binding; protein tyrosine kinase activity. The coding region runs from base 1 to 972 and encodes 323 amino acids. The record is from RefSeq and is a predicted model, not a curated record. Gene Ontology annotation, biological process: protein phosphorylation. The transcript is spliced from 6 exons. Lineage: Eukaryota; Metazoa; Mollusca; Bivalvia; Myida; Myidae.